This is a messenger RNA of Drosophila gunungcola (fruit fly), 2522 nucleotides long. RefSeq names its product putative phosphatidate phosphatase. Bases 755 to 1759 code for a protein of 334 amino acids. NCBI's taxonomy places the organism in Eukaryota, Metazoa, Arthropoda, Insecta, Diptera, Drosophilidae. Gene Ontology annotation, biological process: phospholipid metabolic process; phospholipid dephosphorylation; signal transduction. Gene Ontology annotation, molecular function: phosphatidate phosphatase activity. The record is from RefSeq and is a predicted model, not a curated record. The transcript has a single exon.
CCUUCUCUCGGUCUCGGUCUCAGUCUUAGUCUCAGAUUCAGUUUCUGGUUGGGUUCUCCGAUCCGAAGACCGUAGGCCGUGGGCCGCAGCCCGCAGACAGUAGACCGUAGACCAUAGCCACUCCAGCGGGCCAGAGGCGAACGCCUGCUUCGAUCGAGGGGCAGUCGCUACCGGCAGCUCGGCAGCGAUCGUCGCCGUCGCCGUCGCAGUCUCAGUCUCAGUCGCUGUCGCAGUCACAGCCAGCUAGCUAGUCACAUUCGUCGACGAUCCCAAACAAAGCGUCAGAGCGGCCCAGAGCCCCAUAGACGUCGAAACGGAGUGCGGACAAAGCGGUUCGAGGUUCGAGGUAUUAGGUUCGCUGGUUCGCUGGUCCGCUGGUCCGUUGGUCCGCUGCCAUUGGUUCAUCGGUUCACUCGCGGGCCGCAAGGCGGUGCAGACUGACAGCCGGCUGUUAAGGUAAUUCGCUAAUUUCCCGCGAGGAAAAGCCCCUUUGAACUCGGCCCGGGAAGUCGUGCGCGAGUGUUUCGAAAGCAAAAUCGCAACAGUGCGAGUAAGUGCGCAAUUUGUGUGACAGCCGAAAAAAAUAAGCGGGGCGAAUGAACGAAUGGCCACAGCGCGACAUUGGGCGUGAGGCACAAACAAAUGUACUGUCACAGAAACCAGUGCCAAGUGUCAAGCGAUUGGCCUGAACCCACGCGAUAAGACCAGCUAAUCCGGAAAAGCAAUCCAUCCAACCAUCCAUCCACCAUUCGUCAUGCACACCUUCAAGAGGGGCUUCUUCUGCUCGGACCUGAGCAUCCGCUAUCCCUACAGGGAGUGCACCAUCACGGUGCCGAUGCUGCUGCUGCUGAUGCUGCUGCUCCCGAUGCUCUUCGUGGCGGUGGUGGAGGUGAUGCGCAUCUGCAAGCGCUUCCGCAUGCGGCUCUAUCUGCGCAAUUUGUGGCGCGCGGAGGCGACCUUCAGCUUCGGCUUCGUGGCCACCUAUUUGACCACGGAGCUGGCCAAGCACGCGGUGGGUCGACUGCGACCCCACUUCUUCCACGGCUGCCAGCCGAGGCUGGACGACAACAGCAGCUGCUCCGACCCGCAGAACGCCGAUCUGUAUGUGGAGCAGUUCCACUGCUCCAAUCCCAACCUCUCCAUGCGCCAGAUCCGCGAGCUCCAUGUCAGCUUCCCGAGUGCGCACAGUAGCCUCAGUUUCUACUCCAUGCUCCUGCUGGCCCUCUACGUCCACGGCGUGUGGCGCGGGCGGGGAGGGGUGCGUGUCCUGCGCCACGUCCUCCAGUUCCUGCUCCUCAUGGCCGCCCUCUGCGUCUCGCUGAGCCGGGUGGCCGACUACUGGCACCACUGGUCCGACGUCCUGGCGGGCGCCCUUCUGGGCAUGACCUAUGCCAUCCUCACCGCCGCCUACGUGGGCGACUUAGUGCGCCGCCAUCCUCGUUCCUCUGGCAGCCACUUGCCCCCCUCCCUGAGCUACAGCCACCACCUGCACCACCACCACCAACUGAUGGCGGACAACAACAACUCGCCGGCCUCCGCCAAGGUGCACUUCCUGGCGGCGGCCGCCUCGAUGACCACCACCACGCCGCUGGACGACAUCCAGGACUCGGAGGUGGAGGACUCCAGGGAAGAGUCCGAGGUCUCAAACGAUUCACACGACUCCCAAGAGGAGGAGGAGGAGGAGGAGGAGGAGGAUGACUACAAAGCACAGCUGUCGCGCCCCUCCACUCCGCCCAGUGACCUGACCCACGUCGUCUGAGACACUGAGCCACCAAGCCACCAAGACACUAAGCUGGAAAAGUGGCGGACGGGGAAAUAAUCAGGCUUAUCGGCCUGCCGGCUGCUAUUUCGACUAUUUUUCCAUUUAGAAAUCGAAGCGAACAGAAAUAUGUGAUAAGCGCGCGGCGCACUCUCUACCUGAUAUGCCACUGUCCACCCCCCACCACCGAACCACCACCCACCUUCCAACCACCCACAAGCAAUGCCCGGCGGUUUUCGAAAUCCAAAGCGAUCGGUUGUGCAACUUAGCACCGAUCCGGGAAAUCGGUUCGGCCUUUGAAUGAUAGGAAUUUUUUGGCCAAGUGUUUCGCCAAAAGUAUCCACUGCUGAUACGGCAAGAGACGUAUCUCUCUUCGGUGGCUACUGGCUGCCGCCGCAACUUGUUUGUUUGUAAACAAUGCCGCAGUCACGUCGCAGUCGCAGUCGCCGCCGCCGCCGCUUUUGAAGUGGCCAGCCCGCCAACGUGGAGCUCCCAAUCAGCAGCGACAAUCUCUGGGCAGCGACGUCGACUGCAGUGCUCCACGCUGCUGGCCGAUAAUGCAUUAUAGCAUUAUACCAUAUAGUAGAAACGCCCGACACGAGGAUGGAUGCGAGGAGAGGCGCGAGAUUUAUGGACAAAUCAAUUAAGUCGAGUUUAAUUUUAUUAUUUGUUUUAUGUUAAUUUUGUUUGGCUCUCCACGGAGUUUAAGGCUUAAUCUAAGUGUUUGCUGCACAGGCUGAAUAAAUAUUUAUUGCCCAUGUGA